CUUUCUUUCUGUUUUAUUUUUACCAUUUAAUCAACAGAAGUAUCUUAUACUUUUUUUUUAUAUAUCUUCUUUGGUAUUAUAUCCUAUGCUUUACCUUACUGACGAUAUAGGAUUACUUCCAUUCUUCCUGCCUUUUGGAAUCAUUGGAUUUUAUCGUUACCUCUGGUUUUUUAUCAAACUAGUAGCCUAUCUCGUAUAUAAACCAAGACGACCAAGAAAGAAUCCUACCUAUAUACCUGAAAAGGAUGUGACUAUAGUUGUGCCUACUAUUGAUGCUGGUGAAGAAUUCAAAAUUGCUGCUCGAAGUUGGCUUGGUACAGUAGAAUCAAAUGAGACAAUAAAAUUUAUCUAUUUAUAAUUUUUUUUUUAUUUUUAUUUUUAGCAUGUCGACCGAAGGAAAUUAUCAUUAUUACGGAAACUUCUAUGCGAGAGCCAUUACAGGAAUUGGCCAACGAAGUAGAUCCAUCUCGUAUCUCGGUACGAACGGUACCCAAGGCGAACAAACGAUUACAAAUGGUGGAAGGUGUCAAUGCAACAACGACAGAAAUUUUAGUAUUUGCUGAUGAUGAUGCGAUUUGGAAACCGACAAUGUUGGAUUAUAUAUUGGCUUGUUUUGAAGAUUUACAAAUGGGUGGUGUAGGCACUUCACAAACAGUGCAUGCUGUGGAUCCAAACGGACACCAAACAUUAUGGGAAAUUUUGGCUGGUUAUCGAUUGACGAGUCGUAAUAUUGAAAUCGCGGCAUCGACACAUAUUGAUGGUGGCAUUUGUUGUUUAUCAGGACGAACGGCAGCCUAUCGUACAUUGAUUCUCAAGGACCCAGCUUUCCAGUACUGCUUUACGAAUGACCUCUGGCGUGGACGAUAUCCACUUAAUUCGGGUGAUGAUAAAUUUCUUACAAGGUGGAUGCAUUCACAUGGAUGGAAUACGUAUGCUCAAGUAUGUAAGGAAGCUGAACUCUUUUCGACAUUCAAGAAUAAUUGGCGAUUUAUUAAGCAAGUAUUACGUUGGACUCGAAACACUUGGCGAUCUGAUUUCCGAUCAUUAUUCACUGAACGUUAUAUUUGGCGGCGACAUCCUUAUGUGGCUUUUACUAUGGUAGAUAAAAUCUUCAAUCCUUUGACUUUACUUGCUGGACCGAUUCUUGUUGCUACAUUUGCUUCUUUACAAGAAAGUAGAGCAGGACCUACUAAUCCUCCUUUGCCUGCUUGGAAUAUCGCAGUCUCUUAUAUCAUUUGGUUAUUGGUGACUCGAUUUCUCAAGUUGAUUCCUCACUUUCUGAAAAGACCUCAAGAUAUUUGGGUAUUACCAUGUUGGCUUAUAUUCAAUUAUUACUUCGCCAUUAUGAAAAUUUAUGCCUUAUUUACACUUCAUGUUACUGCCUGGGGAACACGUGCUGGUAUCGGUACCGAAUUAGCGGCGGAUAUUAAACAACAAGGGGAAGCCAAUGAUGAUAAUGGAGAUGUCAAAAUUGAAAUGAGUCAAAUGGAUCCUCAGCAACAUCAACGGCAAUUGCAACAACAACAACAACAAAUUCAAGAAUAUAGGAACAGUGCCAUCCAUAAUGAUAGUGACAACAACGAUUAUCCUGUUAACCAAUCAACUACGCAACAAAAGGAUCCUUUUUGGUCAAGCGAAGAUGAACAUCACCAUCAAACACAACCUCUUGUUAAUGCUUAGACCUCCUUUAGUUUUAAUUAUAGAUCUUCUUUUUUUGUUUUAGAUCAAUUUACCCCCCCUCCUCUUUUCCUUAUUUUUCUUUACCUUCUUUUUUCACACUAGUUUAGAUAGUUAAUUUGAUUUUUAUUUUGUAUUCCUAUUAUUCAUCCAAUAAAAAUGCGAUUAUUAACAUCCA
Molecule: messenger RNA, 1855 nt
Organism: Halteromyces radiatus
Lineage: Eukaryota; Fungi; Mucoromycota; Mucoromycetes; Mucorales; Cunninghamellaceae
Product: glycosyltransferase like family 2-domain-containing protein
Exons: 2
Coding region: 424-1680 (418 amino acids)
Source: RefSeq, a predicted model, not a curated record